This is a messenger RNA of Abrus precatorius (Indian licorice), 663 nucleotides long. Its product is annotated as MADS-box transcription factor 23-like. Lineage: Eukaryota; Viridiplantae; Streptophyta; Magnoliopsida; Fabales; Fabaceae. Gene Ontology annotation, molecular function: protein dimerization activity; DNA-binding transcription factor activity, RNA polymerase II-specific; RNA polymerase II cis-regulatory region sequence-specific DNA binding. The record is from RefSeq and is a predicted model, not a curated record. The coding region runs from base 1 to 663 and encodes 220 amino acids. Gene Ontology annotation, biological process: positive regulation of transcription by RNA polymerase II. Gene Ontology annotation, cellular component: nucleus. The transcript has 7 exons.
AUGGGAAGAGGGAAGAUUGUGAUUGAAAGGAUCGACAAUUCCACUAGCCGCCAAGUGACUUUCUCUAAGAGGAGAAAGGGUUUGAUCAAGAAAGCCAAAGAGCUUGCAAUCCUCUGUGAUGCUCAAGUUGGAGUUGUCAUAUUCUCCAGCACAGGAAAGCUUUACGAAUAUGCAAGCACCAGCAUGAAAUCAAUGAUCGAGAGAUAUAACACAUGCAAGGAGGAAGAUCAAUUGACAAAUUCAGAACCGGGAGUCAAGUUUUGGCAGAGGGAGGCAGAAUUUCUAAGGCAGCAACUACAGAAUCUACAAGAAAACCAUCGGCAAUUGAUGGGAGAACAACUUUAUGGUUUGAGUGUCAGAAACCUACAAGAUCUGGAGAAUCAACUGGAAAUGAGUCUCCAAGGGGUUCGCAUGAAAAAGGAGCAAAUUCUAAGAGACGAAAUCCAAGAGCUGAACCGAAAGGGAAACCUAAUCUAUCAAGAAAAUGUGGAACUUUACAAGAAGGUUUAUGGUACAGCAGAUAUGGCUGCAACAAGCAGAAAUGCAUUUGUUCCACUUCCAUAUGCUAUACAUGCAGGAGGGCAUCCACAAGAAUUGAUUCAACUUCAGUUAUUGCAGCCUGAGCAAGAAGCUUGUGAGACAUCAGGCAGUGCCACAAAAUGA